This is a messenger RNA of Cyprinodon variegatus (sheepshead minnow), 2864 nucleotides long. It is a transcript of the gene cenpi, whose product is annotated as centromere protein I. Bases 78 to 2243 code for a protein of 721 amino acids. Gene Ontology annotation, cellular component: kinetochore. The transcript has 20 exons. The record is from RefSeq and is a predicted model, not a curated record. Lineage: Eukaryota; Metazoa; Chordata; Actinopteri; Cyprinodontiformes; Cyprinodontidae.
CGGAAGAUUUGCAGUUUGAAUGGCUAAGUCGGAGCUGGGGAGGGGAUUGUGUUUUUAACUGGUCUAGCAAUGUAGAAAUGGCUAAAUUGGUAAGCCUGUCGGAUUCGGACCUUUCGGCUUCUAGCGAAGAGUCGGUGUCCAGUCGGAUACACAGAAGCCUGAGACUCGCAGAGCAGGAGAAGAGGAAGAAUGAGGCGGAGAAGCCGUUUGUUCUGGCCCUGAAGUACUUCUCUGAGGUGGAAGUGGGGACUCCUGUAGUCGGGAACGAUGAGUUUGAAAACCACCUGGCACAGGUGGAGAAGGUGGCAUUCAGCAAAGGACUGUCCCCAGAGGCCGUUUCUGUUAUGCUGGAGUUCGCUAUGAGCCUUCGCAUGGGGAGCAGUCCAUGUGCGCGAGUACUGAAGUGUCUGAUCCCUGACUCGGUGGUGCCACAGGAAGCUGUUUUUCGAGCCGUAGUUUGGCUCAGUGUGGGGAAAAUACCCAUCAGCACCCAGGUACUGUUUAUAAAGUGGGUGUUGACUGUAUUUGACAUGAUCGAUGCAAAGGAUAAGCUGCGAGCUAUAUAUGGCUUCAUCUUCAGCUUCAUCACUGAUGAAAAUCUGUGCCCUUUUAUCUGCCACUUGUUGUACCUGUUAACCAGAAAAGAAAAUGUGCGUGUCUUCAGAGUCAGGAAGCUACUGGAACUGCAGUCUAAACUGGGAAGGCAGCCGUAUCUCCUGCACCUUCUUUCACUUUAUAAAGUGUUUUGCCCUGAACUGGUGACGCUGUCCAUUCCAUCCCGGAUGAGGAGCGGGUUUAAGAAUCACAUCUCCCCAUGGAAGUCGGCUUUGAUGGCGCUCCAGAAGAGGGGCAGUUUGCAGGUCGCCUCCAGCAUCAGUCUGAACUUCACUCUCAAAAACAAAACCGGCUCUCGGAAAAGGAGACACAGGCACCUGGAGCUACCAGAGUUGAGCCGCGUCACCAACACUGGGGUGAAUACGGAGCAGACCUCCAGUAGGAAGCUGGUCCCCCUUGUGCAGAUCCAGUCUUUUGAGCAGCUGUUGAAAAACAUGCAUCAGAUUGAGCUGCCUGCUCAGAUGGGCUCUCUGCUGGGUUCCCGUCUGGCUCUGCAGUACCUGGACUGCGUGCAGGAUGAGUCUGCCCUCCUACGCCUCAACUUCUGGCUGGGCUACGCUCUCCACGAAGAAUUUCUAUUCUGCACCGACGGAGGAGCCGGCCAGAAUGCAGAAGAAGCUCUCCAGUUUUUAAACAAGCUGCUCUCAGCACAGCAGUUCCUGCAGGAGGGGUUUCACAGUUCUGAUGCUUUCCUCUACAAAUUUCUCAACAUUUGGGAUGGAUCUCUGCUGCGUCCGCAGAUCCUCGGCCUUCUGAGUAACAUUCCUGUCAUUCCCAGCUCACAGAUCGAAGUACUUCUGUUUGAGCCUCUCAUGCAGCUCUUCUUCACAUCCUCGCUGUUUUUUAAGUGUGGACUGAUUGAAUGUUUAAACAACAUGCUGCUAAAGUGGCUGACCUGGCACUCUGUGUACGCUCUGGAAGACGACCUGGACAUCAGCCUCCACAGCCACACAUCCAUAAACAUUACCCUGUCAGGGUUCAAGGACUCUGUGAUGGACUUGGUUUGCUUUGUGGGUCGGCUGGCCUCCGUGGGCCUGCAGCUGGAGGGCUGCCACUCUCUCCUGCUCAGCUUUGUUUUGGAUUUCUACGAGACUGUGUGUGACACCUUCCUGAAGUUUGGCCUUCCCCUGGUGGUCAUGCCUCCUCCAGGCGUCUUUUACCCCGCUAUGUUUGCCACUGACCCGGUCAGUUUGGACAGACUGGCCUACAUCAUGAACAGGUACAAAAUGAACCUGACGUCGGCCAAGAGUCAGGAGAAAGUGACCAGUCAUGCCUUUCACAUCAGCCGUCAGACUUACCAGGAGUUCAACAACUACCUGGCGUUUAUGGUCAACUGCCUGUGGAACUCCAGCAUGCGUUGUCCAGAAACUGAUAUACAGCUUUCAGAGGAACUGCUCGCGAAGAGCGGCGUCCCACAGCCCUGGAUGCGCUUCGACCUCAUCCACCACCCAGCUUUCAUGAUGUACGCUGUUGAGUUUCACCAGAAGUGUUGGCCAGGCAGAAAGGACAUGGACCUUAAUUCCAUCAAGCAAGCCAAGCCAUGGAGCUGGUACCUGGAGUUUCUGUUCACCCAGGGCUUUGGUGGCCUAAAAGACUUUUUCCAGAACAACAUCAGCCGACCGGUGUGAGCAGACAAUGGGCAUGAUGGCGUGACACAGGGGCAAGAGCUCGACUCUGCGCAGAGCAAAAAACAACCACUUGUAUCUUAAGGAUAUUUUAAAAGACAUGUACAGUUUUACUCUUUUCCUCCUCCAUUUCUUUCAAGUGCUUUUUUAAUGUACAUAGUUUUAUGAUGCUAUGGCACAACGAGUUGCUUAUGAAGUAUUCAAGGUGCCAUGCAAAUAAAGUGUUUUUAUAGUUUGAAUUAUGAAGUUUAACCCCAGAGAGACUCAUAUUUAUUCAAUUCAAUCAGUUUAUAUAGCGCCAAUUCUCAACAUAUGUCAUCUCAAGGCACUUUACAACUAGAUCAUACAGUCAGACUAAUUUUCUUGAAAGCAAUCCCUCACACCAAGCAUGCUUGUAGCGACAGUGGAGAGGAAAAAUGUCUUUUAACAGGAAGAAACUUCCAGGAGAAUCAGGCUCAGUGUGAGCGGCCAUCUGCCGAGGCAGACUGGUGUUCAAGUAAGCAGACAUAGAAUAAAAAAAGCAGAAAUACAAAAGGCAACUGUCCAUCAGCUCCACAGGCGACUCCGCCCAGGAAACACACAGCCAGGCAGAUGAGCUCCGAGCUAGCUUCCAUGUCAGAGAAU